Messenger RNA from Cyphellophora attinorum, 1428 nucleotides. Its product is annotated as Clock-controlled protein 8. The transcript has a single exon. The coding region runs from base 1 to 1428 and encodes 475 amino acids. NCBI's taxonomy places the organism in Eukaryota, Fungi, Ascomycota, Eurotiomycetes, Chaetothyriales, Cyphellophoraceae. Gene Ontology annotation, molecular function: transcription corepressor activity. Gene Ontology annotation, cellular component: endoplasmic reticulum; nucleus. Gene Ontology annotation, biological process: phospholipid biosynthetic process; endoplasmic reticulum unfolded protein response; regulation of transcription by RNA polymerase II. The record is from RefSeq and is a predicted model, not a curated record.
AUGGAGGCGCAAAGGCCUGACAAUGUCUCAUACGGUGUACCGCCGCCGUUCUCUCCCACAUCUUCACACCGCUCCUCGGCAGACCUACCAAAACCUUUAGCAAUGGACUUGGACAUGACUAGAUCAGACCAGGACCGGUCUGUGAGAGCAGCCAGUGUCCUGUCGGGAAUGUCGGUCGAGGAUAUGGAAGCCGCAGAAACGUUGAACAGCCUACAACAGAGCCUAACGAAUCCCUCGGCGCGAACACCUACCAAAAGAGACUCGUCACAGUAUUCACCCACAUCGCAACAUCCCUCACAACAACUACCACCCCCAUUACACGUCCACACCACCACCACAUUCGACAAAUCACAACCAGAGCCCUUACUACGGCUUUUCACGAGUCAAUACCCUCUCGCCGGAAGCCUAGUCAACGGCAGUCUUUCCGCAUAUAAGAUGACGCAAUCAUACAUUCCAGGAGCCGAAUGGACAGAACGAAAUGUCGGCCUCCCCAUAGCCGGCAAGGUCGCACGAAUAUCAGGAGCAGAAGCAGGUCUACGAUGGUACCUCAAGCCCCGACAGGACGGCAAGUCUGCCAACCCAUCCACUCCAGAUGUCGAAAAAGGCCAGGAGGUCCUACCAGCAUACAAUCCCGGCGACCGCUCACCGCCCUACAGUGAACAAGAAGUCCUCCUGCUCCAACAAUCUCAGUCAUCACAUCCCCCGCCAAACUGGCGGCAACAACUCAUCAUCUCGACCAGCGGCCUCGGCGUGGCUAUGAGCCAAGAAUCUUUCAGAAGUCUCCGAUUCUGCCUCGGCUGGCUGCGUUGGGCGAACGGUCGACUCGGCGAGGCCAUCCAGAACCUCAAAGUCUUGCUAGAACGCUACGGCGAUUCUACGACCGUUGGCGGUGGCACCUCGCCCUUGUCACCGGACAGCAUGUCAGAUCACCACCACCACGAUCAGCGCCAAGCACAAGUCGCCGCGCGUGUGGCCGCGCUGCGACAGGAUGUAAUCAACACUCUGAAGCAGGUGGUUGGGAUCGUGUCGCAGUACGCGGGUGGCGCGUUGCCAGAAAACGCAAGGAACCUAGUACAAAGACACUUGACAUCGCUGCCGCAGCGGUUCAGCAUUGCUAAUGCGGCAAAUCAGAGCAAUGGUGGUCGUCAAGGUGGAGAGGGAAGCGGAAAUGAAAUGGCGGCAAGCGCAAGCAGGGCGAUUGUUCUGGCGCAGGAGGGACUGGACAUGAUGACGCAGGUCAGUCGGGUUGUGAAUGAUACCUUGGUCAGUGCUGAGGGGUGGUUCGAGCGGUUGGGAAGGGGCCAGCAGCAACAAGACGGCGGCAUGGUUGUCCUGGGUGAGAAGGAUGCAGCAGAGGGAGAUGAAUCGAGGAGCGCGACCGUGUCAGGGGAUAAUCAGGGCGACGUUAAGAUGGGAGAUGUGAUCUGA